This is a messenger RNA of Momordica charantia (bitter melon), 2093 nucleotides long. Its product is annotated as protein indeterminate-domain 11. Lineage: Eukaryota; Viridiplantae; Streptophyta; Magnoliopsida; Cucurbitales; Cucurbitaceae. Gene Ontology annotation, cellular component: nucleus. Gene Ontology annotation, molecular function: DNA-binding transcription factor activity. The record is from RefSeq and is a predicted model, not a curated record.
UCAUUCUCAUCCAUAUCUCUCUCUCUCUCUCUCUCUUCUCUCUAUCUCUCAAGAAUUUGAAGAACUGGGAGAGAAAAAAGUUUGCUGGAGAGAAUACGGUUCCAUCAGUUCUUUAGAAUUCUGUCUCUUCUCUCUUAGAAUGCUUGUUUCUUUUGAGCUUUCGAAAAAAACUAAAACUUGUCUCUUAGCUUCGAGCCAAAUCCCAUAUUGAAUCCAAGUUUUCUUUUUUUUUUUUCUUUUUUCUUUUGUCUUGAAUUAGAUCUUGGAAACUUUUGUUAAUUACUUCCAUUUCUUCUUCUUCUUCUUCUUAUUAUUAUUGGUUUAUUAGAUCUGUUUGUCUCAUGUGAAACCCUCAAAAAGAUGAUGAUGAAAGGCAAUUUCCUAGCCAUGGAUGAAAAUUUGUCCAAUUUGACAUCUGCAUCUGGUGAACCAACUCCCAGUGUUUCCUCAGCCAAUAAUAAAACCGACUUCCCCAAUCAAUACUUCGAUCCUCAAGCUCACCCACCGCCUCCCCCGAAGAAGAAGCGCAACCUCCCGGGGAACCCCGACCCAGAUGCGGAGGUGAUAGCGUUGUCGCCGAAGACGCUGAUGGCGACGAACCGGUUCGUGUGCGAGAUCUGCAACAAGGGGUUUCAGCGGGAUCAGAACCUGCAGCUGCACCGGCGCGGGCACAAUUUGCCGUGGAAGCUGAAGCAGAGGUCGAACAAAGAGGUGAUAAGGAAGAAGGUGUAUGUGUGCCCAGAAGGGAGCUGCGUGCACCACGACCCAUCAAGGGCUCUUGGAGACCUCACAGGAAUAAAAAAGCACUUCUGCAGAAAGCAUGGGGAGAAGAAGUGGAAAUGUGACAAGUGCUCUAAGAAAUAUGCAGUUCAAUCUGAUUGGAAAGCUCACUCCAAGAUCUGUGGCACCAAGGAGUACAGAUGUGACUGUGGAACCCUCUUUUCUAGGAGAGAUAGUUUCAUUACUCACAGAGCCUUUUGUGAUGCAUUAGCAGAUGAAAGUGCAAGAUCAGCCAUGGCCUUAAACCCUCUCCUCUCUUCCUACAAUAACAAUAUCAAUCCACAAGACCACCCCAUUUCAAACAAUAUAUUCUCGCUCAAAACCGACCUUAAUAACAAUAAUAAUAAUAAUAAUAUUAUGAGUGCGGGCGAAAUAAUCCCACCAUGGCUGCACCCGAGCGCUGAUCAAGACCAGGCUCAGGCUCGAACUGUAAACCCUAAUCCUAACCUUAACCCGAGCCAUAACCCUAGCCAUGGGCACGGGGGUGGAGUGAGUGUUGGUGUUGGCUAUGGGCAGUCGAAUUCAAGUGUGUCAUCUCCACACAUCUCAGCCACAGCACUGCUGCAGAAGGCAGCCCAAAUGGGUGCCACCAUGAGUAGUACCACUACCACGAGUGGCUCUAUCCCUCGGCCCCACAACCUCCUUCACGUGUCUACUACAGGUAAUUAUGGGGAGAUAAAUUUAAGGUCACGUGAAGGUGAAAUGGGGAGAGGAGGAGGGGCCGUCAGUUGUAGUAGUAGUAGUUGUACUGAGUAUGGGAAUAAAGCUGUUUCUGCUUCUGCUUCUGCUUCUGCUUCUGCGCCCACAUUUCUUCAACACAUGAUAAAUUCUGCUUCUGCUUCUGCUUCUGCUUCUGUUUUCCUCCAAGAUUCUCCCUUCCACGACGCCGCCGCCUUCGCCUCCGCAGCCGGUGGCGGCAGAAGUGAGGGCUUGACCAGAGAUUUCUUGGGCCUUCGCCCUCUUUCCCAUGGCGAUAUUCUAACCAUUGCUGGUUUUGGAAACUGCAUUCUCCCCACUACUCACCACAGUCAGAUCCACAAGCCAUGGCAGGGUUAGUUUCGUAAAUCAACUCCCUUUUUUUUUCUUUUUUCUUUUUUUUUGGGUUUUUCUUUAAGUGAUCUUCUCGAAGGAGGGAAUGGAGAGAUGUGUAUUAUUUCUCUCCUUUAUAUGAUGAACAACAUUAUAAUUAUCAUUAUUUUUAUUUUUAUUAUUUCUCCAGCUGUUACGUUCCACCUCAAACUUAAUUUCUGGAUUUUUUUUAAUAAUAAUUUGUAAGCUUAAUUUUGUACUGAGCAGUGGAUUACUUUUGUUUU